Messenger RNA from Colossoma macropomum (tambaqui), 3394 nucleotides. It is a transcript of the gene sar1b, whose product is annotated as secretion associated, Ras related GTPase 1B. The coding region runs from base 201 to 797 and encodes 198 amino acids. Gene Ontology annotation, molecular function: GTP binding; GTPase activity. Lineage: Eukaryota; Metazoa; Chordata; Actinopteri; Characiformes; Serrasalmidae. The record is from RefSeq and is a predicted model, not a curated record. Gene Ontology annotation, biological process: vesicle organization; membrane organization; endoplasmic reticulum to Golgi vesicle-mediated transport. The transcript has 7 exons. Gene Ontology annotation, cellular component: COPII vesicle coat; endoplasmic reticulum exit site.
ACAAACAGGAAGCAGCUGGGCAGGCCAGGGGAGAGACUGUCAGCCAUUGCUGUGUGUGUCGUGGCUGUAUCGCAAAACACGAAGGCAGGAAAGACGCCGUUUGCUAGUGUUUGCCGGAGUUCAUUAUCAGUAGUAUCGAAGAGAAAACGUAACUCAUCUGUACAUCUACAUAUAAAUACGAGAAUUUACGAGAUCCGGAUAUGUCCUUCAUAUUUGAUUGGAUUUAUAGUGGUUUCAGUAGUGUACUGCAAUUUCUAGGGCUGUACAAGAAAUCGGGCAAAUUAGUAUUUCUUGGCCUGGACAAUGCUGGCAAGACAACGCUACUGCAUAUGCUUAAAGAUGACAGACUUGGUCAGCAUGUGCCAACCUUACAUCCAACCUCAGAAGAGCUGACAAUUGCUGGCAUGACCUUCACCACUUUUGACCUUGGUGGCCACGCACAGGCACGAAGAGUAUGGAAAAACUACCUCCCGGCCAUCAACGGCAUUGUCUUUCUUGUUGACUGCGUAGACCACCCUAGACUGGCCGAAUCCAAAACAGAACUUGAUGCACUAAUGACAGACGAAACUAUCGGAAACGUUCCUAUCUUGAUCCUUGGCAACAAGAUCGAUAAGCCAGAGGCAAUCAGUGAGGAGAAACUGCGAGAAAUAUUUGGAUUGUAUGGCCAGACAACAGGCAAGGGUAAUGUUCCCCUGAAAGAACUGAAUACACGACCACUGGAGGUGUUCAUGUGUAGUGUCCUCAAGAGACAGGGUUAUGGAGAGGGCUUCCGCUGGCUCUCCCAGUACAUUGACUAGAGGCCUGCUACAAUGGGGUGCACAAGGAGCCACCAAACCGACACCCACACUCAGCUCUAUGUUCAGUUCUAAAACCUGCCUUGACUCUUCAAAAGAAAAACAGCAACCCAGUGCAACUUGAUUCAAAUAGACUUUCAUUAGGUGGACAUUAAAUUGACCAAUUUGUGUUUUCUCACACCUCUUUUUUCUAAGAGAAUGACAUAGCAGUGAGUUUGUGUUAAAUCCAAAUUGAUAAAGUUUUUAUUACUUUGGGUCUUUUUGUUUCCUUUUCUUUCUUUUGACAUAUUUCAUUUUCAAGACCUGCUUGAUGUGGAAACAUUGCCAAAAAAUUAUGGUAUUGGCAACCAAAUUCAAACGGUGUGUAACAGACAUUUAGAAUGUCAUACGCACAGCUUUUUUACAAGAAACAUUCUGGGGCAUCACCAGUGUUGUAUUGUGUUUGUUUUCUUUCAUGCCCUUUUUUGAACAAAUGUGGCCUAGCUUUACGGCUGAUGAUAAGCAGUUUAUGACUUUACUUAAUUAAUGUCAUUGCAGUAAUUUUCAGCUGCAUGGUUAUCUCUUACCCUGUAAACUAUGGGAGCGAUAGCGUACAGCCACACACAGAAAUUUGUUCUUAAGCCCUCUUUAAUUGAUAUUUAGUUAUGUAAUUAUAGCCUAAUAUGUAAGAUAGAUAUGGCAAUAAAUCACAAACAUGGGAAUGCUAGAUUGCUGUCCAUUAGACCCAUUAGAGAUAUUGUUAUGGACAGCUGUGUGAGAGGGUGGGAUUAACCAACAUUUUUUUUUUUUCCCUUCUCCCCCCCCCUUCCUAUGAAUGCAUAUAAGUUUUGAAAUAAUGUGACUGGGAGAAGAUGCAGUGAGAUACACAAGACUUCAACAUAUAAAAACCAUUCUGUAGGUCAAAGACAGUUUCAUUCAGGAUGUCCAUGUCAGACAGUAAAAAUGUGAGGAAUAUCGCACCUGGAUAUGUGACUAUCAAGGUAAUGGGCAGCAUGUAAUGUUCAUGAAUACCACAGAUGAAUUUUUAUAAGCGGUGUCCUGAAUAGUUCUUUAUUUGAUCAAUGUGCAUUACUUAAGGAAAUAACUAUUUUGCAUGCAUUGUUCCUUGAUCUUUAAUGAACAUAACAAUUGAGGAAGAAAUCCAAAAUUAGGGAUGCCAAAUUAACAUAUUAAACAGUCUUUUUGGUUCUUUCUUUAAGGGAGGUACAAUGGAAUGGCACAAUAGUAGAUUUCUUUUUCUGUUCUGUUCCUUUACGUACCGUCUAUCAUUCCAUGAGCUGUUCUGUGUAAGGGAGAUGUUGUUUGCAUCAUAAAUUGUAAUAAAUGUUUGCAAUUAAUACAGGAUCCAAGCUUUCAGUGACUUUUUCUGAAAGCAAAUGGUGAGUGUUUGAUAAUAAGACGGAGAAUAGGUUGUUUGCCUUAUAAAACUUCAUAAAAUACUAAUGUAUUUUCUACACUUUAUCAUUUACUUGUGAAAUUAUUAUGCAAUACUAAAUACAUGUUCUUGAUAACAUUGAUGACAUCAUUCAAAAACACUUGACUGACUAAUUCUACACAGAUGAUUUAAGAGACUUACUGCAGAAUUUAAGUUUCUGUAUUGAUGUAAAAUAAAUAAGGUGAUAAUAAGGAUAAUUUAAUUGACUGACCCAUACAAUUCAUAAUCAGUUUUGGUGCCAUCUCCAUGAACAUGAGAAUCAUCUGAAAAAGUAAAAAAAAGAAAAAUUAGACCAGGAAAAGUGUUCUUCAGACAUAUGGCAUUAUGUCCAUAUUGCAUUUGCAUAUGGCAUUUGCCAUAUUUAAGAUUUCCCAGUCUAAAUUUCUAAGCGCAUAUUAAUACAUUUCAACCACAAAAAUUGCUUGAGGGCCAUAAUGACAGGAUGGUAAUUGCCAGUGACUGUCAUAUGGGAUAAAGCAAUUUAAUACCAUCUAACACUAAGCCUUCUCUCUGCAUUUUAUUGGUUCCAUUCCAUCUCAAAAUGGAAAUGUUUUCAGUAUCACAAAGAUCUCUACUUUUUGCUUCAUGUGUAGUGAGAAAAAAAAGUGGAUUUUUUUUGCCAUUCUUCCAUACAAGUGUUCAACUGGUGUUUUUUCACAGAUGUGCAGGUUACCCAUGUCAUGGCAGACCCUGGCUUUUGAACUUUAUGCUGGUAACAGUCUGGUCAUUCUCUUCUUAGGCCCAAAGAACACAGACUGCAUAACACAUUUCCACUGUACGUCGGUUCAUUUCAGAUGAGCUUAAGCCAAGAAGUCUGUGGUGUUUAUAGACGUUGAUGACAUAUGGUUUCUGCUAUGCAUUGUACAGUUUUAAAUUGCGUUUAUGGAUGCAGCCAUGAACAGUGUUUAUUCACAACAGUUUGACAAAGUAUUCCUGAACCCAUAUGGUGAUAUCCAUCAGAGAACCAUGCUAGUUUAUAAUGCAGCGAUGUCUGAGGGUAUUUCUUAUGCCCACCCCCCACCCCCAACACACAGUCAAUGUGUCUUCGUUUUACUAAUUGCUCCAUGACACAGAUGACUGUGGUGUACUAUGACCAAGCCUGGAUAUUUGUGACGUCUAAUGUGAAAGGUCUCAUACAAAUAAAACUAAUGUCUUCCUAAAUUGA